Molecule: messenger RNA, 969 nt
Organism: Naumovozyma dairenensis CBS 421
Lineage: Eukaryota; Fungi; Ascomycota; Saccharomycetes; Saccharomycetales; Saccharomycetaceae
Exons: 1
Coding region: 1-969 (322 amino acids)
Source: RefSeq, a predicted model, not a curated record
AUGGACACCUUAUCACAGACAGAUAAUCUUAAUAAACCAAUCUCAGCACAUUUAACUAUUCAUUAUACACAAAUACCCAAAACUAUAAACAAUUCCAAUGAAAGAAACAAUAAAACUCAUAAAAAUAUAAAACCAAACGAAUUAUAUGAUAAUAAAGAUAAAAUAAGUGAUAAAUCAAACAUUAGAGUUAUCCGUACAAUUCUAAACAUAAAUCCAAAUAAAGAUUCACUAGUCGAUCAACCAUCUAACACUAUUCAUCAUCAUCACCAACAUCAUCACAACCAUCAUCAAAAUAGUAACCACAAUACAAAGAGACAUAACAGUCUCUCCACAAAUGUUCAUGAUCUUUUACAAUGUGUUCAUGAUCAUUCAAUAACAAGAAGAGCAAGUGAAUCUAAUGCAUUAAAUUUGAAGAAGAAUUUACAAAAUGAUUUUACUCCAAGAAAUAAACCAAAAACAAACAACAAUGGUAUACAAUAUUCCAACCAUCUAUUACAAAGAACAGUGUCAUAUGCAUCAGAUAAUGAUAAUAAGAUAGCAUAUUUACCAGCAAUUCCAUCCCGUGGAUCCUUUGAAAAAACUUUUAAAAGAAGGGGCAAAUUAUUACCAUUGGAUGAAAUUGAUAAAUCAUUAUUAGAUGAAACGUAUUUGAAAUGUAAAACUUGUCAUAUAAAUCAUUCAACAUUGACUUCUUCCGCUGGAUCGGAAAUUGGGUCUCCAUUAUCGACUACAUCAUCAUCAUCAUCAUCAUCAUCAGCAUCGUCAUCGCAAAGUUCACUGUCUGAUAAGGAAUCAGGGAGAGAUAGUGACUUGAAAAUAUCAAAACAUUCAUCAGAUAGUUCAUCAAUUUCAAAUACAGGAAUAGUACAUAAUCAAAAGAUAAAUGUAUCAUGUCUUUGUAAUAAUCAUCAUCAUAGAAGGAAUUCUGUCGCAGUUAAAUUUAAUAAAGCCAUAUAUAAAGAAUUCUAA